Molecule: messenger RNA, 1518 nt
Organism: Penicillium argentinense
Lineage: Eukaryota; Fungi; Ascomycota; Eurotiomycetes; Eurotiales; Aspergillaceae
Product: translocon subunit SEC61
Exons: 4
Coding region: 1-1518 (505 amino acids)
Biological process (GO): post-translational protein targeting to membrane, translocation; SRP-dependent cotranslational protein targeting to membrane, translocation
Cellular component (GO): membrane; Sec61 translocon complex
Molecular function (GO): ribosome binding; transmembrane protein transporter activity; signal sequence receptor activity
Source: RefSeq, a predicted model, not a curated record
AUGAGGCUACGCGAUCGUCGCAACUCCAAGCGGAAGUUGCCUCGAGCUCGCCCUCAAUCUGCUCGCACCUCAGACUCACCAUGGCAACCAGUUCGCUUCCUUGACUUGAUCAAGCCCUUCACGCCCCUCCUCCCGGAGGUGGCUGCGCCUGAGACCAAGGUGCCGUUCAACCAGAAGUUGAUGUGGACGGGCUUGACUCUCUUGAUUUUCCUGGUCAUGAGCCAGAUGCCCCUUUACGGUAUCGUCUCCUCCGAUACCUCCGACCCCCUAUACUGGCUGCGUAUGAUGCUGGCCAGUAACCGUGGUACUCUAAUGGAGCUGGGUAUCACACCGAUCAUCUCCUCCGGUAUGGUCUUCCAGCUCCUUGCCGGGACCCACCUCAUCGAUGUCAACCUGGACCUUAAGACCGACCGCGAGCUCUAUCAGACCGCUCAGAAGCUGUUUGCCAUCAUCCUGUCCUUCGGCCAGGCCUGUGUGUACGUCCUGACAGGUCUGUAUGGUCAGCCCAGCGACCUUGGAGCGGGUAUCUGUGUCCUCCUGAUUGUCCAGCUGGUUGUUGCCGGUCUUGUUGUCAUUCUGCUGGAUGAGCUUCUGCAGAAGGGGUACGGUCUGGGCAGCGGUAUUUCGCUAUUUAUCGCUACCAACAUUUGCGAGUCCAUAGUCUGGAAGGCUUUUUCCCCGACCACCAUCAACACCGGUCGCGGCCCCGAGUUCGAGGGUGCUAUUAUCGCCCUGUUCCACCUUCUUUUGACCUGGCCCGAUAAGCAGCGCGCCCUGUACGAGGCCUUCUACCGCCAGAACCUGCCCAACGUUAUGAACCUCCUGGCCACCCUCGUCGUCUUCGCCGCCGUCAUCUACCUGCAGGGCUUCCGUGUUGAGAUCCCCGUCAAGUCUGCCCGCCAGCGUGGCAUGCGCGGUUCCUACCCCGUUCGCCUGUUCUACACCUCGAACAUGCCCAUCAUGCUCCAGUCCGCUCUGUCCUCCAACAUCUUCCUGAUCUCCCAGAUGCUGUACUCCCGCUUUUCCGACAACCUCCUUGUCAAGCUUCUCGGAGUCUGGGAGCCUCGUGAGGGCUCUGCUCAGCUGUUCGCCUCCUCCGGUAUCGCCUACUACAUGUCUCCCCCUCUGAACUUCAAGGAGGCUCUCCUCGACCCUAUCCACACCGCUGUCUACAUUGCAUUCAUGCUGGUUGCUUGUGCCCUCUUUUCCAAGACCUGGAUUGAGGUCUCCGGCUCCGCUCCCCGUGAUGUCGCCAAGCAGCUCAAGGACCAGGGUCUCGUCAUGUCCGGCCACCGUGAGCAAAGCAUGUACAAGGAGCUCAAGCGCGUUAUUCCCACCGCCGCCGCUUUCGGUGGUGCCUGCAUUGGUGCUCUGUCCGUUGCCUCUGACCUUCUCGGUGCCCUGGGCAGUGGUACUGGUAUCCUGCUUGCCGUGACUAUCAUCUACGGCUACUUUGAGAUUGCCGCCCGCGAGGGUGACAUCGGUGCCGGCCUGAAGGGCCUGGUCCCCGGCAGCUAA